GCCGAGCACCGCCUAGACGUCGUCAUCGUCAACAGGCAGAUAUAAAUCCGGAGCACAGAAGAGACCUUUCCUUCCCUCCACGACGACAAUAUGUCCAAUGACACUACACUUCUAGAUAAUCCUCCCUCUUACGACGCUGUUGAGUACGACACAGGGAAAGGCCAGCCUGAGGAGGACGUAAAGCCUCCUCAGACCCACAUGCAACCGCCGAACCAGCCUUACAUGACGGUUGGACCAUCCCAUGUUCCUCAAACUGGUCCACAAAACCCCGUUGUUUACCACUACGUCAACCCCGCCACAGGCGAUCGGGUUGCCUCGCUCUUACCGCCUAAUCAUCCUGAGAUGAUAUGUCUUCAAUCAGGCGAACAUGUCCCUCAAACGAAGUACGGGUUGCUUGGUAUACUCGCUGCGGUGUUCUGGUUCCCUCUAGGUAUCGGUCUCUGUCUACUCGACCGACGUGUAUGGUGUAGUAGAUGUGGGACAGUGAUCAAUGAUAGCUUGUGCGGAUGAACGACCUUCCCCCCAAGCCCCUGAGCCUCUAGCUCGUUGUAGGUCAUGAUCUAAUGGAUGUCUAAUCACUUUCUUAAGUAUCUCUGUACAAUAAAUGCAUGUGCUAGACACGUACCGUAAAUAUUAUU
Guyanagaster necrorhizus is the source of this 638-nucleotide messenger RNA. RefSeq lists its product as uncharacterized. The transcript is spliced from 4 exons. The record is from RefSeq and is a predicted model, not a curated record. Bases 91 to 510 code for a protein of 139 amino acids. Lineage: Eukaryota; Fungi; Basidiomycota; Agaricomycetes; Agaricales; Physalacriaceae.